This is a messenger RNA of Phacochoerus africanus (Common warthog), 3582 nucleotides long. RefSeq names its product mitogen-activated protein kinase kinase 7 (gene MAP2K7). Gene Ontology annotation, molecular function: protein kinase activity; ATP binding. The record is from RefSeq and is a predicted model, not a curated record. Bases 78 to 1451 code for a protein of 457 amino acids. Gene Ontology annotation, biological process: protein phosphorylation. Lineage: Eukaryota; Metazoa; Chordata; Mammalia; Artiodactyla; Suidae. The transcript is spliced from 10 exons.
GAGCGCAGGCGCAGUGCGGUGUUUGUCUGCCGGACUGACGGGUGGCCGGGUGGUGCGCGGUGGCGGCGGCGGGGAAGAUGGCGGCGUCCUCCCUGGAGCAGAAGCUGUCCCGCCUGGAGGCAAAGCUGAAGCAGGAGAACCGCGAGGCCCGGCGGAGGAUUGACCUCAACCUGGAUAUCAGCCCCCAGCGGCCCAGGCCCACCCUGCAGCUCCCACUGGCCAACGAUGGGGGCAGCCGCUCACCAUCCUCUGAGAGCUCCCCGCAGCACCCCACGCCUCCCACCCGGCCCCGCCACAUGCUGGGGCUCCCGUCAACCCUCUUCACACCCCGCAGCAUGGAGAGCAUUGAGAUUGACCAGAAGCUGCAGGAGAUCAUGAAGCAGACGGGCUAUCUGACCAUCGGGGGCCAGGUACCGCGCUUCCUUCGGUUUCCCACAGGGAUGGUGGGUGGGACCCAGCCGAUGGGCUGGGCCAGGGAUGUGGGUAGAGCCCUAUGGAGCCCUAGCCCUGGCUUUCCUCUCCAGCGCUACCAGGCAGAAAUCAAUGAUCUGGAGAACCUGGGGGAGAUGGGCAGCGGCACCUGCGGCCAGGUGUGGAAAAUGCGUUUCCGGAAGACCGGGCAUGUCAUUGCUGUCAAGCAAAUGCGGCGCUCGGGGAACAAGGAGGAGAACAAGCGGAUCCUCAUGGACCUGGACGUGGUACUCAAGAGCCACGACUGCCCCUACAUCGUGCAGUGCUUCGGGACCUUCAUCACCAAUACGGACGUCUUCAUCGCCAUGGAGCUUAUGGGCACGUGCGCUGAGAAGCUCAAGAAGCGGAUGCAGGGCCCCAUCCCUGAGCGUAUCCUGGGCAAGAUGACAGUGGCGAUUGUCAAGGCGCUUUACUACCUGAAGGAGAAGCAUGGUGUGAUCCAUCGCGAUGUCAAGCCCUCCAACAUCCUGCUGGACGAGCGGGGCCAGAUCAAGCUCUGCGAUUUCGGCAUCAGCGGCCGCCUCGUCGACUCCAAGGCCAAAACGCGGAGCGCAGGCUGCGCAGCCUACAUGGCACCCGAGCGCAUCGACCCCCCGGACCCUACCAAGCCUGACUACGACAUUCGGGCAGAUGUGUGGAGCUUGGGCAUCUCCUUGGUGGAGCUGGCGACAGGACAGUUUCCCUACAAGAAUUGCAAGACGGAUUUUGAGGUUCUUACUAAGGUUCUGCAGGAAGAACCCCCACUCCUGCCCGGUCACAUGGGCUUCUCGGGGGACUUUCAGUCCUUUGUCAAAGACUGCCUUACUAAAGAUCACAGGAAGAGACCAAAGUAUAAUAAGCUACUUGAACACAGUUUCAUCAGGCGCUACGAGGCGCUGGAGGUGGACGUGGCAUCCUGGUUCAAGGAUGUCAUGGCGAAGACCGAGUCGCCUCGGACAAGCGGGGUCCUGAGCCAGCACCACCUGCCCUUCUUCAGGUAGCCACGUGGCGGUGGCCAGCCUGCCGGGGGCCAAGGGUGCGGCCACAGGCCCCCCUUCCCCACUGGGUUACCCAGCUGCCCGCCAGGGGAGCCCUGGGACCUGGACAGCCGCUGAGGGCUGAGGACAGAAAGUAGGGGGCACCGACCCACCCCCGACUCCCUGCCCACCAGCCAUGGACAGACGGGCCCGUCAGGCCCCAGCACUUCCCGUCCCGGGGUCAGCCGGCCGUGCGCGUCCCCCCCUCCCCCGCCCCCGAACCCCGACAGACACUGUGAACGGAAGACAGCAGGCCGCGAGCAGACUCGCUAUUUAUUCAGUUGUAACCUCUGGGAUGGGGCGGCCCCAGGGGCCAGGAGAGAGCCGCCCGUCUGCACCCUCCAGCACUCACUGCGCUGUCCCCACUGCCGCCCCACGCACGUGCACCCCGGCCCCACCUUCCUCUCUGUCACCUCCCUCUCUACCUCUCUGGCUUUCCCCAUCUCCCUCCCUGGCUCUGCUUCUCUCCUGGCCCAGGCCUGGGCUCUGCCACCCCUGGCAAGACCCUGGGUCCGCUUAGGUGUCUGGCAAGAAAUGAGUCUGUUGGCUGGCGUUCCUGUGGACGCUGCAACUGCAGCCGGGCCUGGGCUGGUCUCUUUCUCUCUCUUUGAUCUCAGGGGGUCCUUUUUGGAGUUUAUUGUAUUUUAUUGUACUUGGUGGGGUGUUUGGGGGGUGGGGGGCGGAGAAGAGCUUGUUCUUAAUGGGGUUUGUCGGUACCUUCAGAAACUUUUACCAAAGUCAUGUUUAGCUGCUUGUGGUGGAAGCCCCCCCCCCAACCCCGACUGCCUCGUCGGGGCUUGGGGGCUGGGGCUGGGGGCCGAGCCAUGGGGGCCUGGGCCACCACCCAGGAGAGACUAGUCCCAAAGGUGGGCUCUGGGGGGGCUCCUCCCUUGGGGCUGGAGACUGGCCACAGCUUGGUGAGGUGAAUCGAGGACCUCAGGGGUGGAGAGAGCCCAAAGGGCCUCGGCCACACAGGGUGGCCUUCAGGGAAGGCAGGCGCGGGGCGUGGUGGAGGGCAACAGGUGCUGGUGCGGCAGGGAGGCGGCACAGGGAAUGGGUGACAGGAGUGGGGUCCGUGGGGCCCAGGGAGGCAGGGAUUGAGGGUGCAGGGAGUGGAUGUAUGGGUUUGAGAAUGUGUGACAGGGACAGAGGUGGGGCAGGCCGAAGGCUGGGCGUGUGGAGGUGGUCACGCCCUUGCAGUGGCCCUGAGCGCCCCUCGACUCACCCAGAGCUGGCCAGUCCCCAGCCCACCCUGAGGCCCCGGGCCCCAGCAUCCCCUGGGUUCUGCGCAGCAGCCAGAGCGAGCGGGAGGGGGUGUGUUUCCUUUUUGUUGGUGAUGCAUGCAAAUCAAGUGGACAACGAAACAAAAUAGCAAAAAAAAAAAAAAAAAGAAAAAAGAAAAAAACAUAAAAACCAACCAACGCCAAAGGUGAGGAACCUCGCUGGUUGUAGCUGAAGCAAUCUAGACUAGGCAUCACUGGACCCUCCGUUUGUCCCACGACUCGAGUUACUACUAGGAUAGUCACAAAUGCCGCAUGUUUAAAAAGUACUCGCAGUCAUCUCUCUGCCCCUGCGCACCCCCCCCGGGGGGGGGGUGGCCACCUUCUCUCUCUCCAGUCCCUUUUGUGAGGGGAGGGGGCAGGGUGAGGGGCCAACAGGCCUGGCCCCUGCUCUCCCUUGCCAGGCCAGGCCCAACCCCUGGGGCCUUUGUGGAUGGCUGGGAAGGUCGCGUGGCUGGCCCCAGGGCCUGCACAGGCCCAAGGCCAGCUGCCUGGGUUUAUUUUUUAUUUAACUUGAUUUUCUGUUUUGUGUGUGUCCACCCGUCCCCCCGCCCCCACCCUUCAGUGUUAAGUGGGAGCCUCUCCCCACCUGCCUCUCCCAUGUCCCACCCCCACCCCAAGUCACCAGUCACCAGCCAUCCCUCUGGACCAGGCAGAGGGCAGAGCGGGCAGUAAGGGGCCUGGCGUGGCCUGGCCCAGCCCACAGGUCCAUGACCCCUUCUCAGGCCACCAGUAUUGCCCCCAUUCCUUUUUAAAAUGAAAUGCCCUUGUUUGUAAAUCCUUAGACGCUUGAGAAUAAAAUCCCUCCCUUUUCA